Messenger RNA from Elaeis guineensis (African oil palm), 831 nucleotides. RefSeq names its product protein RGF1 INDUCIBLE TRANSCRIPTION FACTOR 1-like. The record is from RefSeq and is a predicted model, not a curated record. Lineage: Eukaryota; Viridiplantae; Streptophyta; Magnoliopsida; Arecales; Arecaceae.
CCCCUUCUGCCUCUCGCUACCACUCAUUCUCUCAGACUUCUAUUCCCUCUUUCUAUCAAAGUUUAUGUUGGUCUGAACAUGGGAAUUUGGAAGCCAGCUUGGUUGGAGGCUCUUGAGACUCAGAAGUUCUUCGUGGCUUGUUCUUUUCACGAGAACGCAAAGAAGAAUGAGAAGAACAUUUGUUGUUUGGAUUGCUGCACUAGUAUCUGCCCACAUUGCGUGCCAUCGCACCGCUUCCAUAGGCUGGUGCAAGUCCGGCGUUACGUUUACCAUGAUGUUGUGAGGCUAGAGGACCUCGAGAAGCUUAUAGACUGCUCCAAUGUUCAGUCAUAUACUAUUAAUAGCUCCAAGGUGGUGUUCCUCAAGAAGAGGCCUCAGAGCAGACAGUUUAAGGGAUCAGGGAACAUCUGCACCUCCUGUGACAGGAGCCUUCAAGAGCCGUAUAUUCAUUGCUCUCUGGGAUGUAAGGUGGACUACAUACUAAGGCAAAAGAAGGAUCUUUCCCCAUAUUUGAGGACAUGCGAGGCACUUCAACUGAGUCCAGACUUCUUCAUUCCCCAUGAUGCCGAUGAUGAGGCCAAUGAGACCACCCAGUCCACUGUUGUGGAAGGUGAGGAGCCCAUAGGCUCUUCAGACUCGGAAAAUCUAAGUGUGCCAUGCACUGAGUUCGUCCGCAAGAAGAGAAGUGGGCUCUCUGCCUGUUCAAGGUCAGUAAGCAGGGUUUCAGAUGAGGACAUGGCUGCAAACAUGAGCAGAAGGAAAGGCAUUCCACAUAGAUCUCCUCUGUGCUAAGAGCUGAUACUUUUGACUGCUUUUCUCUCCCUUCCUAUU